Juglans regia (Persian walnut) is the source of this 890-nucleotide messenger RNA. RefSeq lists its product as uncharacterized. The coding region runs from base 354 to 596 and encodes 80 amino acids. The record is from RefSeq and is a predicted model, not a curated record. NCBI's taxonomy places the organism in Eukaryota, Viridiplantae, Streptophyta, Magnoliopsida, Fagales, Juglandaceae. The transcript has 4 exons. Gene Ontology annotation, molecular function: structural constituent of ribosome. Gene Ontology annotation, biological process: mitochondrial translation.
CUUUUCGCUUUUCGCUUCCCCGACCCCUCCCCUGAAAUCUCAGAAAUCAGAAAACCCUAGCCCUCCGUCCGUCGCAUCCCGCCCUCUCCAGCCCCUCCGUGACUCCCCGUCGAAUUCUCUUCAUCCCCUCCGUCGCGUCUUUUCGCUGAUUGCCGAUUGAAGGUUUUGGGUUCCUUGAUUAUUGGUCAAGGGCUUUGAUUUCUGGUGGGGACUGGGUAUCUCAGUGGUUCUAACUUCUACUAGGACCAAAAGGAAAGAGAUAUGCGUUUUAAUCUGCACAGCAAGCACUAGUGCUCCCUUUGGAUCUCUCAGUUCUACGAUCACAGCCUCCAAUCCUUUGUGAGCAUAGAGCAAUGGGCCGUAAAACUGGUACGCUUCAUAUCAACCCAAAGAAAUUUGGCUCUCUUCACAAGCCUUGCAUGAAGGAAAUGAUUACAUUUCUCAACUGCUUGGCUGUUAACCACAGCAGUGACGAUAAGUGUGUUAGGCAGAAAGAACUUUUGAGCGCUUGUAUGGAUUCUCAGACAAGCAAUAAAAGGAAGUCCUUGGGAAGUAUUAAUUACCACCUGCAGAGGCUUAACAGAGGAAGGAAGUAGUUUGGGGUUUUUAGAGAAGAAUGUUUGACUCGGGCUCAUUCUUCAGGUUCAGUAGUUGCAGACGUUUAUUAAGGUAUGGUGAACCAAAGAGUGUCUUAUCAUUUCUCAAUUCGACUUGGAUGAUUCGCCAGUGAAAACAUCAAACAUUUUUUGAACAAAUAGUAAUACUAUAGUUUAUAUAAAUCCUCGUCCAGUUAAAGAGGUUUGCAAUAAUCUGUAACAUGAGUACUUGGGGAAGAAAGGAAUCUGAAGGGUUUUAAAUGGUUGGCUGAACUGCACUAUUACUCUAAACUG